This is a messenger RNA of Ailuropoda melanoleuca (giant panda), 3511 nucleotides long. It is a transcript of the gene TSEN2, whose product is annotated as tRNA splicing endonuclease subunit 2. Gene Ontology annotation, molecular function: nucleic acid binding; tRNA-intron lyase activity. The record is from RefSeq and is a predicted model, not a curated record. Bases 1290 to 2702 code for a protein of 470 amino acids. Gene Ontology annotation, biological process: tRNA-type intron splice site recognition and cleavage; tRNA splicing, via endonucleolytic cleavage and ligation. NCBI's taxonomy places the organism in Eukaryota, Metazoa, Chordata, Mammalia, Carnivora, Ursidae. Gene Ontology annotation, cellular component: tRNA-intron endonuclease complex; cytoplasm. The transcript is spliced from 12 exons.
CUCCGGGGCGGGCAGCUAGUGGCGUGUCGUGGCGCUGAGCGUGGUGGCCGCGGCUCUUGGUGGGGGUUCUGGUGCGAGACGAGACGUCGUCUUCUCCGAAAGCUCUCGGGAGAGGGAACGGAAAGGGCAUAGAGACUUUCCCUGGGUUGCACAGCCACCCCUGAGUGGGCCGGGCCAGGGAGCCAGGCUUCCUGGUUCCGCCGGAAUUAGCGCCUCUCCCGUUCUCCGAGCACCUGUAGCCCUUUGCACUUCCCUUCGUUCUUUUCCGAAGAACCGUUCAGUGCUGGGGGCUGGGGACGUCGAGGUGUAUAGGACACAGUCUCUGCCCGAGGGGAGCCUCAGCCGUUAGUGCGCUUUUGCGGGGUGGCGGGCACUCAAGGAAAUUCGCAGGGGGAUGAAUUAAGACAGGGGGUUAUGAAUUUGGUGGGCCCUUAAUGCUUUCUGACUUUGUGCAGUCUUUACUGCAGUUGCAGUCCCCGUCUGGCCAGCAUUUUGCACAUGACAGGCCAGUACGAGGCUCUUUCGCCUUCACACAGUUACCCACUUAAUCCUCACGACAGCCUUCAAAGGGUUAUCGUUUGUUUAUGUGACUUAGUCUCAGGUUCUAACUUGAAAGCUCCCCAAGGGCUGGGUUGUUUGUCCCUUUCAUCCUUGUCUCCCUUAGCCCAGGAGGUACACUAUUGGAGCUUCAAACAUUUUUUAAUAUUGGGAGAAGGUGAGCUUUACUGGGUGGGAAGUUUUAACUAGGUUUGUUUGGCAAGGCAUUUCCAGGGGUUUGGAAAAUUAAAUGGAGUUACCUCCCCCAUUUUUGUUUUGUUUUGUUUGGAAUAAACAUUUACUGAAUACCUAAACAGUGUUAGCUUGUCUGCUCAAGGGAAGAAUAAGGAACAAGACCUGCUUUUGAUAGUAAAGUAAAUAUGCUUAACACUCCUUGUAUCUGGAGUCCAGUAUGCCCUGGUUUGGGAAAGGAAAAGCAAUAAUCCGUUACAGGUGCAUAGCACUCAGCCCCUCUGAGUCCCUUCCUGCUCUGAACGAUGGGAAUAGUAAUAGUACUUAGGGGGCUGUUGGGAUUCAGUGAGUUUGAAUAGGCUAUCCUGUAACAGUAGUUGGCAAUUUUGACUACAUGUUGAAAUCACCUGAGUCCUGCUCCAGAAUUUCUGAUGUAAUUGCAGACCGUGACAUUUUCUGAGCCUAAAGAUAAAUGCACCCCCGUUUUUGAUCAACAUAGUUAUGGAUUGACUGUUUCUUUCUCCUUAUUAUACUCUUUUAAAAAACUGCUCCCCUAAGAAAUGGCAGAAGCAGUUUUCCGUGCCCCAAAGCGGAAAAGAAGAGUGUAUGAGAGUUAUGAGUCUCCACUGCCCAUCCCUUUUGGUCAGGACUGUGGGCCUAAGCAAGACUUCAAGGUAUUCACAGCAGAGAUGAUAAACAACAAUGUAAUUGUGAGGAACGCAGAAGAUAUGGAGCAGCUCUAUGGGAAAGGUUAUUUUGGAAAAGGUGUCCUGUCUAGAAGCCGUCCAAACUUCACAAUUUCAGAUCCUAAGCUCGUUGUUAAGUGGAAAGAUAUGAAGACAGACAUGCCUAUAAUCACGUCAAAAAAGUAUCAGCAUAGUGUAGAAUGGGCCGCAGAGCUCAUGCGAAGACAGGGGCAGGAGGAGGGUACAGUGCAGAGAAUCCUCCGGGAUUACACAAAACCACUUGAGCAUCCUGGUGUAAGAAGGAAUGAAGAAGUUCAAUGGCAUGAUGAGCUGAACUCUGAAACGGUUUCCAAAAUGGAAAGUGCCGCAGAUAGAGAGGAACUUUCUGUGAUGAAUGGAGACGCAGGAAAGUCAUUUGACACGGAGGGUCCCAGCAAGCCAUCAGACCGCCUGCAGGAGGGUGCUGGGCCUGAGCCACUCCCUCCAAACGGCUUGGAUGAACCUGUGGUAGAGGUUGCCACCCUCCAGCACCGCCCCCUGUCCCGAGUUCCUUGUGGCAAAGCAGAUGUUCUCCUCCCCCUGCCUGACACUCAGCCUGGGGCCAGGAGCCAGCAAGCGGGUCUCCUCUGUGCCAGAGAGAGGGGGCCUGGUGAUGAGUACGUGCUGGUGGAGGAAGAUGUGUAUGAUGUGAGUGAGAAGGAAUGUGCCCCAAGUGAAGAGUUGGCACCAAAAAAGAGAUUAGUAUGCAGGAGAAAUCCAUAUAGGAUCUUGGAGUAUUUGCAACUUAGCCUAGAAGAGGCGUUUUUCCUGGCCUAUGCUCUGGGAUGUCUGAGUAUUUACUAUGAGAAGGAGCCUUUAACAGUCAUGAAGCUCUGGAAAGCUUUCACUGUAGUUCAGCCCACAUUCAGGACUACGUACAUGGCAUACCAUUACUUCCGGAGCAAGGGCUGGGUGCCCAAAGUGGGACUUAAGUAUGGAACAGAUUUACUGUUGUAUCGAAAAGGCCCUCCAUUUUACCAUGCAAGUUACUCCGUCAUUGUCGAAUUAGUCGAUGACCAUUUUGAGGGCUCUCUUCGCAGACCUUUCAGUUGGAGGUCACUGGCUGCCUUGAGCAGAGUUUCAGUUAACGUCUCCAAGGAAUUGAUGCUGUGCUAUUUGAUUAAACCCUCUACCAUGACUGACAAAGAGAUGGAGUCACCAGAAUGUAUGAAACGAAUUAAAGUUCAGGAGGUGAUUCUGAGCCGUUGGGUUUCUUCACGAGAGAGGAGUGACCAAGACGAACUUUAACAAUCCAACCUCAGAAUUCUGAUUUACCAACACAUACCGUGAGUCUCCUGCAGUAAGCCAAGUUCAGUGUGAGGUAGAGCCCUCUUAUUAUAACCGCCCGAUUAUUGAGAAGUUUUAAAGGGCAUAACAGUCCCAGCACCAAAAAGCGGUUAGCAUUUUACAAGAUAAAAUUACGGAGGGGAGAAAAAAGAGCCCCAUCCUGGCCUUCACAUUCUGUCCUUGGGUCAGUCACUGACUCCCAACUGGUGCUGAGCUGCUCGUCUGUGGGCUUGUGUCCUCCCCCAUUCAGUAAGCAGGUCAGACUAGAUAAGUCCCACGAGGACUCUUGCAGCAACGGGAAUUCUGUUACUCUCUGAUUUUACCUGAGAAUGACAGUAGUUUACGUUUAUAUCCCAGUACAGUUUCCCAAACACUGUGUAUGCACGCAUCUCUUGUUACUCACCUCCAGUCUCUUUCUGAGAGUGCUGAAGAGGAAAUUUGGGAAUUGUAAACCCAUAUGUCCCAUUAUGUUAAAUUGAACAAAUAAUGUGUCUCACCUUAUCUAAGAACUUGAACCAACUACUCAAAUGCUUAAAAAUCUGUUUAAUAUUUGUCAAGGAUUUCUGUGUCAUAAAGGCUUUAAAACCUAAUCUUUAACUCUCAGUGAACUCACUGAUGGACAUGUUUGUGUAUAGUACACAGCAGUAUUGUACAGUAUUAGAAAAAAUUGCAUCUUGCUUCAGUGAACUUGUUAUAAAAUUUAAAAAUGCUGUGAAAUAAUGUAUGGAGGUACAUAAUGAAUGCAAUUAGUGUAAAACACAAUAAACCGA